AUGGUCAGCCCGGUGGUUAGCCAGGUCCGCUUGGCUAAAGUACUCUUCGACGGCGACAGCGCCCUCGACAUCAUCUUCCCCAGCAUGUUGGAGAGCAUGGGCUACGACAUGACCUCCCUGGUCCCAUCCGACCAGGCCUUCUAUAGCAUCAUCCCCGGAGCCACCUUGCUGGUCAUCUUCGGCACCCGCGACAACUACUGCACCGAGUACAUCAACUUCGAGGUCGCCGAGUUCGAGACCUGCUAUCACGCCAUCCUGGGAAGACCCUCCCUCACCAAGUUCAUGGCGAUCCCCAACCACAAAUAUCUUCUCCUGAAGAUGCCAGCUCCAAAGGGGGUUCUCUCGGUCUACGGAGGUCUGCAAACCUCAUACGCGUGCGAGACCAAGAACAUCGAGCUCUCCGACACCCUGGAAUGA
Panicum virgatum (switchgrass) is the source of this 417-nucleotide messenger RNA. RefSeq lists its product as uncharacterized. NCBI's taxonomy places the organism in Eukaryota, Viridiplantae, Streptophyta, Magnoliopsida, Poales, Poaceae. The record is from RefSeq and is a predicted model, not a curated record. The coding region runs from base 1 to 417 and encodes 138 amino acids. The transcript has a single exon.